CAUCUUGCGUUGAAAUUGGUUAAUCUCGACGAAAAUGCGGAGAUCGAGGAGUUCACAGAUAGCGAAGCAGCGAGGCGUAAACAAAAGCAAGCCAAUGCUCAGAAUCUGAAUAUGAGAGGUGUGUUCCUUCACAUCUUGUCUGAUGCUAUUGGAUCAGUUUUCGUCAUUAUUACUGCCUCUCUUGCAUUGUUUUUCCCAAAUUCUCUGGGAGCUCUCAAUGACUAUUUGGAUCCUGCUCUAAGUCUGACUCUGGUCACGUUGAUAUGCUUUUCUGCUUAUUCUCUUGUAAGGGAGACUGCUAGUAUUAUACUCCGAAGAACCCCUGCCUUCUUGGAUUUGGAUGACAUGAAGGCCGAUAUAAUGAAGAUCAGAGGGGUCGCGGGUGUUCAAAGUUUGUGUGCUUGGACCCUCGUUGGAAAUCGACAUUUGGCAACAGCUGAUAUCGAAUUCUGUACACCAGCUUCCUUCGACACCGCCGCCCCCAAAAUUCGUAAAGUAUUUCACAAACACGGAAUUCACUCCUUAACUAUACAACCAAUAUUUUCUUCGAACACAUGUUUUAAUGGUAGUAAGUUACCGGUUCAAACUCUCGAUGUUAUAAAGGAAGACGUAAAUAGCAUGGAUACGCCUCUUCUUGAUGAAAUUCAACAAUGA
Haemonchus placei is the source of this 654-nucleotide messenger RNA. The record is from the annotation of a GenBank genome assembly. NCBI's taxonomy places the organism in Eukaryota, Metazoa, Nematoda, Chromadorea, Rhabditida, Trichostrongylidae.